ACACUCCAGAGAGAGAGUCAUCGAAGGUGACCCCGGACGCCCACCUACCCCCGCUUUGAUUCUAACGCUGUUACUGCUGCUGCAAACAGCUGCACCUUUGAAUGUCGGCAUGUAGGGAAGGAACAGGAUUGGUGGCCAACGUGGGAGCCGUCUAGGGUUGGAUUCCCGCUGCUCUGUUUGCGGGGCGAAACGCUGCGCGGGCUGUGGAGGCAGAACCGUCUAGGGGCGGGCUGCCUUUGGCGAUCGGACUGCACUUCUUGAACUUCUGCCUGGAGAAGAGCCAGGAGUCCUGCAGCCCGGGGGUGGGGUGGGGAGCCCGCGCAGUCUCCUCCUCCCUCCUCCUCCUCCUCCCAGGGGACGGCCCUCCUCCGCGGGCUCUCGGUGGUGCCCAUUCGCGUCGCCCCAGCCCACCCGCCGGACGGCCGCUCUGAGUGCGCCAUGGCCGGCCCGGGGCGCCCGCAGCUCGCCUUGGCGCUCCUGCUGCUGCUGCUGCAGCUCCUGGUGCGCCCCGACGGCGGCCACGCGCAGCGAUCGCCCUCCUGGAGGCAGCAGAUCCGCUGGGAGAACAACGGGCGCCUCUACAGGCUCUUCAACAGCGCCAGCCAGUUCCUGCCCCCCAGGCGGGGCCCCGGCCAGAGCCUCUACCUGAGCACGGUAGGGGCCCCGGGGGGCCUAGGCCGAGCGCCCUCGCAGGGCCACUUCUGGACGCUGCAAAGGGUGGCCUCCACCAGGCGGGGCAUCGCCGCCCUCCAAGGCAGGAGGUCCUUGAGCGGGGAAGAUGGCUCAGGGGCAGGAGGCCCCCCACUGCAGGGCCCCCCUCCUGAGCGACGGACACCCCAGCGCCCGGAGGCCACCACCCAACUGCCGAGGAGUGCCAGCCAUGCCCGCUGGGAGGGGCUCACCACCAGCGGGGCCAGGGGGGACACCCCAGCUAAUGUCACCGCCAGGCCCAGGGAGAUGCCCCCCGGGCCGAACUCACUGGGCGCUGGGGCUUCCUUUGGGAGAGAGGAGGCACCCCCCACCCAGGGGAUCGGGGCCAGGGGAGGAAGCGGAGGCAGCAGCGGCCCCAGCGGGUCCAACCAAGGUGGCAACGAGAUCGAGGACACCCCUGUUGCACUUCGCCCAAGCCCUGGAGGGAGGGGUCCCCAGCAGACCUCAGGCGGCCCCGCGGGAGACGACCCCCGGAACCCCCACAAGACCCAGAACAGUGUCUUCUACAACAUCUACCCCAAUGCCAGACAAGGCUCUGGGGCCCCAGCCACCAACCAGAGGUCAGGCUAUGGGACCAGAUACUUCCAUCAUGGCCUGCCUGACUUAAUUCCUGAUCCGUACUUCAUCCAAACGUCCACGUACGUCCAGCGGGUCCAGAUGUAUGCCUUGAGAUGUGCAGCAGAGGAAAACUGUCUUGCAAGAUCCGCCUACCACUCAGGGGUGAGCGACAUCAGCUACCGGGUCCUGCUCCGCUUCCCCCAAAGGGUGAAGAACCAAGGGACAGCAGAUUUCCUCCCAUUGAAGCCUCACCAUGCCUGGGAGUGGCACAGCUGCCACCAGCACUACCACAGCAUGGAUGCUUUUAGCAACUAUGACCUUCUGGACGCCGUCUCCCACAAGAAGGUGGCUGAAGGACACAAGGCCAGCUUCUGCCUGGAGGAUACGACCUGUGACUCGGGUGUCCGCCGUCGCUAUGCCUGCACAGCUCACACCCAGGGUUUGGGGCCCGGCUGUUACGAUACGUACAACGCCAAUAUCGAUUGCCAGUGGAUCGACAUCACAGACGUCCCACCUGGAAAUUAUAUCCUUAAGGUGACAGUCAACCCAGACUCCUUGGUGCCUGAGCUGGACUUCACAAACAAUGUCGCAAGGUGCGAGGUCACGUAUACAGGGACAUAUGCUGUGGCACGGAACUGCAGGAUCACAAGCGCCUGAGGGUGACCCCCAGCAGGGGCCGCGAAGGACCUCCCCGCCCCCCCCCCCCGGGCACGGCUGCUUCAGGCUCUUAAGAGACAUGCUUACCCUCCAACCUCCACGGGAGACCUCUGUGACUUCGCCUUGCUUCAAACCUGUGCUCAGACAUCAUGCCAGAAGACUCCGUUCCCUUCUGUUGGUGCUGCCCUCACACCCCUCCACCCUUGAGGAAGCUGCAAAGAAAUACAUCCUGCCCUGGGCCCCCACCACCACCACCACCUCAAUCCCUUUCUCCCCCUGUAAGCUUUUAGAGAACCUGCAAAAGUGUUGCAGCUACCACUGGAGCUCCAGAAAAGAAAGAAGGGGGAGCUGUCUAAAUCCACCCUCUCCCGAAGACAGGCCUGGCCUACAGAUCAGUAGGUCCCUCGGCCAAGCAAUCGUGGGCCCCGGCAGCAUAGCCCCACCCUUGCCGGAGACAGACCUGCCUCUAGCUGACCAGGCGGGCUGUGGAUUAAUAGAGUCUAUUAAUGAGAGAUUCUUCCCUUUUCUGUGUCAUGAAUGCUGGUAUCAUUAAAGCGAUCAGGGGUUUCAGCAA
Hemicordylus capensis (graceful crag lizard) is the source of this 2500-nucleotide messenger RNA. RefSeq names its product protein-lysine 6-oxidase-like. The transcript has 7 exons. Gene Ontology annotation, molecular function: protein-lysine 6-oxidase activity; copper ion binding. Lineage: Eukaryota; Metazoa; Chordata; Lepidosauria; Squamata; Cordylidae. Bases 439 to 1926 code for a protein of 495 amino acids. Gene Ontology annotation, biological process: peptidyl-lysine oxidation. The record is from RefSeq and is a predicted model, not a curated record.